GUGAAACGAAGAACGACCGGUGGUUAAACAUGGAGAAACGGAGAUAUUUGCUGCUUCUAUUCCUGCAACAGAUAUUUUGUGCAGGUGAAGCUCUGGAUCUGAAUGUCCCAUCCAGUUAUCGAGCUAGAAUGGGAUCAGACGUCAGGAUUCCAUGCACGUUCUCUGUGGAUAAACCUCCGGUGGAUACCAAGUCUCUCGCAUUGUACUGGAAAUUUCAGGAAAUGGAAGUUCUAAGCUAUAUAGUCAAAGUGAAGCCAUCCCACUCCAGGGUAUCCAUAAAUACAGAGCGAAUUAAAGAUGGCGACGUCUCUCUUUAUAUUUCCAACACGACAAUAUCCGACAGUGGCAUUUAUACGUGUUCAGUUAUUUACAAUGCAGAACAUAAAAGUAAGGAGGUCCGAUUAGACAUUCAAGCUCUUCCGGAGAUCACUAUCACUAGGAGAAUUGUUGUUAUAAAUAAAGAGAGUGUUCUAAGAAGUUCCAUCACCGUAUUCUACCCUGUGGACAUCGAUGUUAAAUGGUUGAGGGAUGGGAGGAUCCUAAAUAAUUACACAGUAUCCACACCCCAGAGGAACAUAGAUGGUACAUACAGUGUGAACAGCACAGUAACCAUAAUACCCACUGAGGAGGACAAAACCAAGAUCUUCUCCUGCAGGGUCCAACACGAAUCUCUCUCUGGACCUCUCCAAAAAGACUUCCAGUUGAUUCCUGGAGCUGUCCCUACCAUUGACGUCACCUCCAGUACACUUUAUCUGAAUAAGAAGCAGGAUUUAAUUUGUCAAGCAUGGAGAUUUUACCCAGAGUCCAUCAGUGUGAGUUGGUUUCUGAACGGUACCCUAGUGGAAAAUACAAAGACUCAGAGAAUUAAUAGCUCGGCGGUGCAGUCUGUCUACCAGUUCAUCCCAACUACGGAGAACUGGGGCUUGAAGAUCUCCUGUCAGGUGGAACACGAGACUCUUUCUGGUCCUCUCAUUAGGAACCUGCAGUUGGAAUGGAAAGAUAUCACAGUUAAGCACAAAGCAAUCAUUCUAAUAUGUGCAUUCGUGACAGCAACGCUGGCGUUUGUUAUUAUUUAUGGCAUCUUCUUCAUUAAACAAAAAAAGAAAAUGCUGCCAAAGGUGCGGGAAAUCACUCGUUGUACAGACGGUACAUUCAGUCUAGAUGUCGACCAUUUCUACCCUAAAGAGAUCUCGGUUUCCUGGGACCUCAUCCAGCCGCCAUCCAGUGCGGAGAAACGAAGUCUGGAAUCUACGGUUAUUAUGAGUGAGAACCAGGAUGGGACCUUCAAUGCCACCAGCACCUGUGAAAACCUGCGGGGGAAAGUAAAUGUGACCCAACCAUAUAGUAUACAGGCUGCGGUAACACAUAAACAAAUUAAACAAACACUUUAUAAGGAAUGGACAUCUAAUGAGCUAAACCAGCAAGAAGGAUAUAAACUUAAACCUACAUUAAACCAGCCAUUAAUGCUGUCUCUAUGUGACUCUGGCGAGGUUCGCUGCUCUCUGAAUCUGGAGAACUUUUACCCCAAAGAUAUUGAGAUUUCUUGGAGAUGCAGAGUUGGCCAAACUCAUAAAGAAAUGCAGUCAGAAGAAAACUAUCAGGACAAUCCAGAUCAAUCGUUUAAUGUAGAAAGUGUGUGUAAAAUGCCUGGAGAUCUCCUGAAUGACCCAGCGUUUACAGUGAGUGUCAGAUGGAAACAUGAAACCAUGGGAGAUUGGGAAUCCAAAGACAUGACUCUCCGAGAUCCAGGUUUCCCAUGGCGCCCCAAUCUUAUAGUAAUGUCCCCCCUGCUUGUGCUGCCUGACCAGGAGACCACCCUGAAAUGUACAGUAUCGGGGUAUUUCCCCAACGCUCUCACCGUGACAUGGUUUAUGAAAAAUGUGAGACACGAGAAGAUUCAAGUGUCUAAUAGCUCUAAGUACAGAAUCCAGGAUAUUGCUCCACACAGAAUGGAUGAUUAUUCCUAUACCUGCACAUCUACUUUAUGUUAUACCCCAUCACUGAAAUCAGAGGAGCUGGAAUUUAUCUGCAGAGUGGACCAUCCCAGCCUAGAGAGUCCUAUAGAACGGAGCACGGGCCCAGCUCAGAUGAAAGUGUCGCCAACGUUAACGCAGCCGAUAAAGUUAUCACUCCGUGACUCCGGUGAGGUGCAGUGCUCUCUGUAUGUGAACAGGUUUUACCCUAAAAAUAUCAGCAUUACAUGGACCUCUGGGAAGGAUUAUUUAAGCAAGAUAAAUUCCACCCAAAAAAUAAUUCAAACUAAUGAUGCGAAGACGUACGAUGCUUCAAGCGAAUGCAAGAUUCACUGGGAUAACUCCAUGUUUCCAUUGCGUGUAACCUGGCAACAUGAAUCCAUGAAUGAACCGGAAUAUAGAGAACUGAAAAUAACAGAUAUUCCGUGGCGCCCGAUAGUUGGCGAGAUCGACGUCCCAUCUCUAUUGGUGGGAUCUGAAUCCAAACUGCAAUGUAAAAUCUCCAGCUACUUCCCUGAUAAUCUCACUGUGACAUGGAUUAAGGAAUUAAAUGGAAGCCGGGAAUCCAUUCCAGUGGGUCCCAGAGCAAAGUACUGGAUCCCAGAUCUCAGACAUGAGAGACAGCCGGAUAAUACGUACAGCUGUACAGCAUGUCUGGGUAUCACUCCAUCACUGAACUCAGAUCAAGGAGCACAAUUCAUCUGCAUAGUGGACCAUCCCAGCCUGGAGAAACCAAUAGAGACACGGACUGAAUCACUACUAGUGAAGGCCAGACCAGUUUUGGCAGAACCUAUAAAACUCACCCCCUGUGACUCCAGAGAGGUGCUGUGUUCACUGAAACUGACCAGAUUUUACCCAGAAAAGAUCAGUGUUAUGUGGGUUACAGAAAAACAUUAUAAAAACUCAAUAUCUCCCAAAGAAACACUUGACACUCAAGAUGACGGUUCGCACAGUGUUAUAAGUGAAUGUAAAAUUCCUUGGCAUCACUUCAAACGCCCAGUGACUGUGACCUGGGAACAUGUAUCACUGGCUGAGCCUGAAUACCGAGAGCUGAAUAUAACAGAUUUCUCGUGGAAUCCUGAGGUUACAGAAAUAUCUGUCCCUGAUCUCACAUUGGAUAAAGAAGUCACGCUGCAUUGUGACAUCUCCAAAUAUUUCCCCUCUGAUCUGACUGUCACUUGGCUCCAGAAACAGAAAGGACACACAGAGUAUGUUACUUUAAGUGACAAUAAUAUGUACAAAACAACCAUCACACAGGAUAAAUUCCAUGAUCACACAUACAGCUGUACAGCCAGCCUGCAGUUUGUACCAUCACUGGAGAUACACCAAGAGGUGAAGUUUAAAUGCAGAGUGGAACAUCCCAGCCUGAAGAAGCCAAUAGAGAAAAACACCCCUCGUCUACAGAUAAUGGUGCCACCGGAGUCCAUGGAACGUGUGGAUUUAACGCUCUGUGACUUGGAGAUGGUGACAUGCUCCCUGCACCUGACUGGGUUCUAUCCCCCAAAAAUUGAUAUUACAUGGACAACUGGAGAGGGAACGUACAACAAGAAUACAAUACAAUCUUGCAAGAAAAUUAUCAAAAUGGAUGACAAGAAUACGUAUGACGCUGUAAGUGAAUGCAAAGUUAACUGGUCAACCUUCAAUCAACAACUCUGUGUGACCUGGAAACACGACAGCAUGGAAAACCCUCUGUGUAAAGAGCUGGCAAUAAGAGUCCAGGACCGAACACCCUCUGACCUACCCACCAAGUACCCACAGCUCCAAGCUGGAGAGCAACAAAGAGGCCGGGAGUACCAGACCUCCACUCAACAGCUGGCGAUAUACAGAACAGAGCCAGACAUCAGAGUUCAACAGGUCCAGUGCUUGGUUGUGGGUGGGUUGCCCGACUAA
Pelobates fuscus (common spadefoot toad) is the source of this 3863-nucleotide messenger RNA. RefSeq lists its product as uncharacterized. The record is from RefSeq and is a predicted model, not a curated record. The transcript has 14 exons. Lineage: Eukaryota; Metazoa; Chordata; Amphibia; Anura; Pelobatidae. Bases 30 to 3863 code for a protein of 1277 amino acids.